GCUGCGACUCCGAAGGAGCCGGUCGCCGGCGCGAUGUGCGCUCGCGGACAGUGCUGUCGCGACCACGCUGCCAACUCAUCGUCUGUCCGCUGUCUCUACUCGCUGCCGCCGCUGCGAUACUACGCGGCCGUAAUACACAAACUUAACACGAAGUUGACAAAGUCGCAAGCUGUAUAUUUUAACGUUAAAAUUUAAAAGAACUAAAACUGUUUCAUUAGUUACAACAAAUAAUAACUUUUUAAAAAGUUUGAAAAAACUUGAGUUUGAGUUGGUGAACACUAGAAAAUAAAAACGAUCCUCGUUGGUGAUGUGAUAUGGCCAAGUUCCAUCACAAUGGUUGCGGAAGCGGAUCGCGUGCGCGAGUUGUUCUGGCGAGCUGCGCAUGGGCAUGCGCAGCUGUGUUCGCCUCCGCUGCUGCCGACGCCCAUGCAGAUGUCGACACAUCCACAGGUCUCGGCGAUAACACACUUACAAAUUCAGUGGUGGAGGAACCGGAGUUCACAGAUGUCAUUCAGAACGUGACGGUGCCAGCUGGGCGCAGCGUGCGGCUCGCCUGCUCUGUAAAGAACCUCGGCUCUUACAAGGUGGCGUGGAUGCAUUUCGAGCAGUCAGCGAUCUUGACAGUGCACAACCACGUGAUCACUCGUAACCCCCGCGUCAGCGUCACCCACGACAAGCACCGCACCUGGUUCCUGCACAUCUCGGACGUGAGAGAGGAAGACAGAGGGCGCUACAUGUGCCAGAUCAACACCGUCACCGCCAAGACGCAGUUUGGCUAUCUCCAUGUUGUUGUGCCUCCAACGAUCGACGACUCUCUGAGCUCGAGCGACGUUAUCGUGCGCGAGGGCGCCAACGUCACGCUGACGUGCCGCGCUAAUGGCUCGCCUAAGCCCACCAUCAAGUGGAAACGAGACGACAACUCUAAAAUCUCCAUCAGCAAGGGACAUACCGUAUCGGAAUGGGAAGGCGAGGUUUUGGAGAUGGCUCGCAUUUCUAGAUUGGACAUGGGCGCUUACUUAUGUAUCGCUAGUAAUGGUGUGCCACCGACGGUCUCGAAACGAGUUAAAGUUAGCGUUGACUUUCCACCAAUGCUAUGGAUUCCACAUCAAUUGGUUGGUGCUCCGUUAUUUUACAAUGUAACGUUGGAAUGUUUCACUGAAGCUCACCCGACAUCUCUGAACUACUGGACCCGUGAUGAUGGACAUAUGAUUCACGAAAGUCACAAGUAUCAUAUGGAAAACACAGUUGGAUUACCUGCAUAUAAAACGCACAUGCGGCUUCUGAUAAGACACAUAGACAAUGAAGAUUACGGAACUUAUAAAUGUGUUGCCAAAAACCCUAGAGGAGAAUCUGAUGGAACCAUACGACUUUACACGUCUUCCCCGCCGACGACUACUCCUGACCCUCGCGCUGUGACGGUUCCAUCGCCCUCCAAACCUCCGCGCAGGGAAAAUCCGCUCUCCGAGAAAGGAACUAAAUAUCAGUCGAACCUGAAUGAGAUCGAUAAGGGGAAGCAGAAGACAGACGAGGGUGGCGGGAAGACGCACCUUACUUGGGUGGGAGGCGCUUCGCAGGUUACAGGUUCGGCGCAUUGGAUCAGAUGUUAUCUAUGGGUAAUAAUUUUGUUAGCUGCACCACUAUACUUUUAAGGUAUAUAUCUAUAUAUUAUUAAACUCGUUUUAAUCCACACUGUCCAUUUUGUAUAUGGUAUAUAAUAAAAGCUAAUUUAAUAGAGCUAUAUUUAAAAUAAUUUACCUUCACGAUAUAGCAUGUUAUAUUUGUUUUAAUUUCAACAAAAAAAAACAUUAGUUCUUGUCCAUAAUAAAUUCACAUAUUAAACUUUCGAAGUUUAAAAAAAUACCAACAUUUGUUCAACACUUUCUUCUUUGUUUUAAAUGAGCUUAGAAAAAUUAAUGCUUAUAUUGAGAGUAUUUUUUAUUUACCUAUCGUCUUAGUGAAAAUACAAAAGUAAAAAAAUGCAUUGUUAUGAAAAGAUUAUGAAUUCACUAUUUUAGAGAAGAUAUUAUAAGUUCGUAUAAGUCUUUGAAAACAGGUACAGUAGAUUAAAUAGAAUAUAUCUAAAUGUAGACGCUCCACCGUGUCGUUGUUUAUUUAUACAAUAGAUGUAAUUGUAACUAUUUUGUUCUAAUCAAACUAUAUUUACUAAAUGUAAAAAAGUUGUUGUUGAUUGCAUAUUAUGAGUAAAUAAUGUACACAGUUCCUUGAACUAACGGUCACGUUUUGGCAGAUUUUGCAUUUUUCUUCCAUUCACUAAUUCCAAUUUUAAUGAAAUAACUUAUGAACCAACUUAUUUCAUUAUGUUAAUAUUGAAAUCUGCCAAAGCGUGAAAUUAAUUAAACUAGCGAAUCACUGCACACAUAUUACAUAAAAUAUAAAGUGCACUAUUAUAUCAUAUAAUUAUAAUACAUAUAUAUAUAGCGUAAGACUGAAAGUUAACUUAAUAGUUGUAUGAUCUUGUCUAUAGAAAUGGAAUUAUUUUUUGUGUCCACCUCAUAUUUGCUGUGAUAAGCUUACUACGAAAAUAAUUUUACAAAGUACUUUAUGUGUUUAUGAAUACUUUAUGGACAGACGAUUUUACUUUUAACAUUGCAAAUAAACUUACAUCAUUCCAUGAAAAAAUAUUUAUUUGUGACCUUUCACAAAUUGAACACAAUAAAUAAAUAAAUAUAUCAGGACAAACACCACAGAUACUUAAUUAUUAAUUCGAAAGAAAGAAUCUGUUAAUAGUAACAUAUUCUUUUUAAAUGCUAAUUCAUAUAUGACUAAUAAAAUAUAUCAAUAGUGAAUUAGCAUUUAUAACUACAAAUGCAUGUCUGAUAUUUUAAAUUUGCUUUCGAAUCGAAUUUGCAAUUUUUAAAUUUUAGUGCACAUUUAAGGGAUGAAAUAUUUAAUAAAACUGAGAUACACGUGGAUGCUCACAGCAGUUAUUAUUUACUUGCUUUAAAUAAAAUGACAGAAUAAAAAUAUUUGCCAUUUUGCGAGUUUAUACGAGGUAUAUAUUUUACCAAAACGUUUCUUCUGUCAAUUAUAAAUUGUAUGUAAAUGUUACCGUUAUACAUGUUGCCAAAUGCUUAGUUUAAGAUAAUGCUACCUAGAUAGAAAUAUUGUACAUAUAUCCUUAAGCCGAAGCAAUGGAGUGUUUUUGAUAAAAAGAAUGUAUUGUUUAGAUUGUGAGAUAACUGUGUGAAAUCUGGAUGAUUGUAAACCGAAAUUUCACGUUAAGACCCUAAGAUUGAUUAGGUUAUAAAUAAAUAAAGCUUGUUUUAAAUAAA
Molecule: messenger RNA, 3293 nt
Organism: Plodia interpunctella (Indianmeal moth)
Lineage: Eukaryota; Metazoa; Arthropoda; Insecta; Lepidoptera; Pyralidae
Product: lachesin-like
Exons: 9
Coding region: 315-1649 (444 amino acids)
Cellular component (GO): neuron projection
Source: RefSeq, a predicted model, not a curated record